GCAGGUUUCGGAGAAUUCUGGGAUUUUCGUCUUCUCCGAUCUGGACACCAUCAAAUCAAAUUAGCAAUCUAAUUUCCCUACUCGAUAAUUUAUCUAUUUAUGGACAAAGGAUGGGGCCUCACGUUGGAGAGUUCCGACCAAGUCGGGGUUUUCGGAAAUAAUAAGACCACAGCUGCUCCUCCUGGUCCUGGAUUCACCUUAAGCCCCAGGUUGAAUACUACUCGUGACAGGGGUGGUCUGAUUAUGUUCCCGCUGAAAUCGCCGCCGGCCGGCGACAGACGGCCGGAAGUUUUAGGGGAACUUGAUUUUUUCUCGGGAGAUAAUAAGAGGACGCCUGUGGAAGAAGUUCACCGUGACGUUAAGAAAGAAACCAUUUCCGGCAGAGAUUUGGAGCUUGUGGUAACUGCAAAGAGUGGCAGCGAUCAAUCGACGGUGGAGGAUGGGAUCGUCUCCGGCGACGUGGAUCGCGACGGCAGAGCAAAAAUUGUGCUGGAACAGCUUCGUGUUGAGCUUGAAGGAAUCAACGCAGAAAACGAGAAGCUAAAAGCGAUGCUGACUCAGGUCGGCAACAAUUACGCUGCCUUAAGGAUGCAGUUCGUCACAUUGAUGCAACAACAGCAGCAGCAGCAGAAUUCUGAAUCCGAUGAUGUCAGUCCCCAGCCACGGGGAACCUUAACCAAAGACGAGAGUGAAGCUGAGUUGGUGCCGCGACAGUUUCUGGAUUUGUCCCCCGGCGGCGCCGCCAGGCAGGUGCCGGACGAACAAUCGAACUCUUCUUCCGAAGAAAGAACGCCGCCGGGGAAUAAGAGGGUUGACCACGAUGACGCGCCUGAAUCUGAAAACUUUGGUCCGAAUAAUAAGGUUGCGAAAUUGAGUCACGCCAAGCCCGACGGCGCAGAUCAGGCCACCAUGCGGAAAGCACGUGUCUCGGUUCGAGCUCGGUCGGAAGCUCCCAUGAUCUCCGACGGAUGUCAGUGGAGGAAAUACGGACAGAAAAUGGCGAAAGGGAAUCCGUGCCCACGUGCUUAUUACCGGUGCACGAUGGCCGUCGGAUGUCCGGUGCGGAAACAAGUUCAGAGAUGUGCGGACGACCAGACUAUCUUGAUCACAACCUACGAAGGGACCCACAACCACCCCCUCCCGCCGGCCGCCGUGGCGAUGGCGUCCACCACCUCCGCCGCCGCCAACAUGCUCCUCUCCGGCGCCAUGCCCAGCGCCGACACGCUGAUGCAUCCAAAUAAUUUCCUUGCAAGAACGAUGCUACCCUCAUCCAAUGUGGCCACCAUCUCCGCCUCAGCUCCGUUCCCCACGAUCACGCUGGACCUCACGCAGUCCCCAGCCGCGGCGGCGGCGGCGGCGGCGGCGCACCACAUCCAGAGACAGCCGCCGCAGUUGAUUCCGGCGGCCGCUCCAUUUCCUCUGCACAAUGUCCAAUCCACAAUGAUUCCUCAAUUAUUCGGGCAAGCAGUUUACAAUCAGUCCAGGUUUUCCGGUCUCCACAUGUCAAAUGACGCCGGCGCCGCCCCACAGAUGCCCGGGAAUUCACCGCAGUUUCAUCAGCCUUCGUCGUUCGCGGAAACCCUAAGCGCCGCCACAGCGGCGAUCACCAAAGACCCUAAUUUCACGGCCGCCCUCGCCGCCGCAAUCUCCUCCAUCAUCGGCGGCGGUCAGGCUAACAAUGCCGGCAGCCAUUCGACGAACAACAAUCCAACCGUAGAUAGAAACGAUAGCAGCCAUUAAUCUGCUUCGUUAACUUAAAUCCAAUCCAUUGUUUCUCGAUCCAUACACCUCUCAUAAUUUUGUUGUCAUAUUAUUACAAUUAUGAUUUAUUUUAUUUUAAUUUUUUAUUUGGAAAUGAAAAUUGAUUCAAUUUAGGGAUGCAA
Messenger RNA from Andrographis paniculata, 1883 nucleotides. RefSeq names its product WRKY transcription factor 6-like. The record is from RefSeq and is a predicted model, not a curated record. The transcript is spliced from 5 exons. The coding region runs from base 100 to 1740 and encodes 546 amino acids. Gene Ontology annotation, biological process: regulation of DNA-templated transcription. Lineage: Eukaryota; Viridiplantae; Streptophyta; Magnoliopsida; Lamiales; Acanthaceae. Gene Ontology annotation, molecular function: sequence-specific DNA binding; DNA-binding transcription factor activity.